Messenger RNA from Macrobrachium nipponense, 645 nucleotides. RefSeq lists its product as uncharacterized. The transcript has a single exon. The coding region runs from base 1 to 645 and encodes 214 amino acids. Lineage: Eukaryota; Metazoa; Arthropoda; Malacostraca; Decapoda; Palaemonidae. The record is from RefSeq and is a predicted model, not a curated record.
AUGCUCAAAUUAGAGACUGCCAUUUAUGUUGUUUUUUGGCAUGACAUUCUUGGCCGAGUUGAUGCUGCAAGUAACACACUGCAAGACCCAAAACAUGAUCUGAACACAGCAGUAGCAGUGUUGAAGUCCUUGGAAUGUUUUGUACGUGAAAAGCGCGAGUGCUUUCAUGUUUAUGAGAAGAAGGGACAGGACAUAUCUGGAACCGAUGAAUAUUCUCCACCACGCAUACGUCACCGCAAUGUGCGCCUGAAUCGGUUGGAUUAUGGACGAUCUGAGGAAGUAACUCUUUCUCACUCUGAAAAGUUUCGUGCUGAUAAUUUUCUUCCAGUAAUUGAUCAGUUUUUGAGAUCCCUUAAUCAACGUUUGAAGGCCUACGAGAACACCUGUUCCCUUUUCGGCUUCUUAUCUGGACUGGAAUCACUGAGCUGUACUGAAAUAGAAGCAGCUGCAGUAAAAUUAGUUUGUGAAUAUAAUGAUGAUCUGUAUCAAUCCCUCAAAAACAGACUUCGUACCACAAUGCAUCAUGAUCGACUCAGUCAUCUGGCUUUGAUGAGCAUUGAGUAUGACAUCCUCAGAGACAUUGACUUUGACAUAUUGAUCACCAAAUUUGCAAGGGCCAAGUCUCGUAAAGUGUCUGGUCUGUAA